Molecule: messenger RNA, 513 nt
Organism: Spirometra erinaceieuropaei
Lineage: Eukaryota; Metazoa; Platyhelminthes; Cestoda; Diphyllobothriidea; Diphyllobothriidae
Source: the annotation of a GenBank genome assembly
AUGGCCACCUCCCCAACCACAGGUGGGUGCACUUUCAGUCGUGUGUCCACAACUACCGCCCACGAACGUCUCUUCGCCGAUGACUGUGUCCUCAACGCCAGUUCGGAAGGGAACAUGCAAAGGAAUAUGGAUCUCUUCUCUGCCGCCUGCGAGAACUUCGGUCUGAGCAUUAACACGGAGAAGACGGUUGUCAUGCACCAACCGCCGCCCAACACAGUCCACAAUGCGUCGCAAAUCAUUGUGGGCGGAACUCAACUACAAGUGGUGGACAUCUUCACGUAUCUGGGCUGCACCAAAAUCGACGAGGAAGUUGCCCGCCACGUUUCCAAAGCCAACCAAGCCUUCGGCCGGCUGCAGAACACCGUCUGGAACCGUCACGGUCUUCAUCUCAACACGAAACUGAAGAUGUUCAAGUCAGUCAUCAUGCCGACGCUGUUGUAUGGAGCAGAGACCUGGACGGUCUACAAGAAACAGGUGCGGAGACUCAAUCACUUACAACUCAGCAGUCUUUGA